CACGACGUCGCGAACAAAGAGAAAAAUCCGUUGGGAUAGAGACAGAGACGGUUGAAAUGUCACUUGGAACCGAUACGGGCUCGGGCUGGCCAUCUGCAAGGGAUCAGCCGCCAUCCUCCAGCGGUAUUACGCGCAACCGGUAUGCGUGCACCGAAUGCAGGAAGUCAAAGGUCUUUCUUUAGCCUGCCCCUCUUUGCCAUAACAUAACUCCACCACGAGUUGAGCCUUCACGUCAAUGUAUAGAGAUAUCUGACGAAAGCUGCCAUCAGUUGCGAUGUGAUGCGCCGAAGAAUCCAUGCUCGCGAUGCAGCAGACUUGGGCUGAAGUGCGAGGUUACAUCAACUAAAAGGCUGAAUAAAAGCCGCAAAAUUGAAACUUUAGAGAAAGAAUUACAACAUCUGAGAUCCGUUGUGGAAUCGAAUGCGACGUCAGGACCAGCCAACAUUCCGGCGACCGGAACAACAGUUGGUAUAUCCUAUUUACAUCCGGCUUACAGCGUGGAGUUUCACCAAUCCCUACCAGUACCUAGACAGUUUCAGACAUCUACGGGUGAUUCCAGAACCAUAGAAACUGUCGAAAUAGAGGGUGCUGAAGUCGAAUAUCUAUUUCAAAAGUAUUUCGCACACUACCAUCCAUUCCUUCCAUUUCUCUCGCCAUCCAAAACCACAAAUCAGUAUUACGAUGACUCCAUCCUCCUGUUCUGGUCGAUUGUCUGCGUGGCGGCUCGCCGAUGUCGAACAGGGGAAAUUCUUUUGAGUAAGCUCACAGGGCCGGUGACAAGACUUCUCUGGGCAACCAUCUCUUCCACGCCCAUCUCACUCUUCAGCUUACAAGCUAUCAUUGUUCUUUCUGCGUGGCCCUUUCCAACGGCCAGGUUGACGACUGAUCCCUCCCAUGUCCUUACCGGGAUCGCCAUCAACUCCGCCAUGUGUCUGGGCUUAAACCGACAUGGAGCAGCAGUCAAUCUCACAGAAUCGGGGACCAUCUUCACAGAAACGGAAUGUCAAGAACGUCGCAGAACCUGGGCAGCGUGUAACAUUUUAUCUGAAACCGUGUGCUCAAGGCUUGGCCAUUCCACCCCUGCGCAAACAUUUGAUUGGGGAAUUGAUCGUGCAUGCGAAUCUGGGUCCAGCUAUAGCAACGCCCUUCACCCGAACCUUCGUCACCAUUUGACCAUUCAACGAUUUUGCAACCGUGUCAAUAAACUUAUGACAGGAAAUCGGUUAGAUCCCAAUGGAUUCCCCUCGGACGGCGAACGAUACUCGAUGAUGAAUAUGCUGGAAAAUGACUUCGGUUCUCUUGAAUUAGCUUUGGACAAUGAACUAUCAAAUAUCAAUCAGCUCCACUUGCAGGCGGUCAAACUUUAUCUGCAUCUUUUCCAUUUCUUUGAUUCCUGCCUCUCUGAAGCUCGACAGGCGGGCAUUCUCCGAGCUUAUAACAUUGCGACAAGCUUUAUUUCCACGAUGGUCGCCGCCGACACUGCUUCAGAUGUUUUGGCAUACACUCCUGUAUAUCUCAUCCAAAGCUUGAGUACUGCUGCUCAAGUCAUCUUUAAGGUCUUGAACUCCAGUUAUCAUCGUUUUGUUGAUGGUGAUGCCGGAAGUAUGAGUUUUCACACAGCCACAGUUAUCCUUCGCCGAAGCUCCUUGGAGAGCAAUGACAUAGGGGAUAGAGCAGCUAGCAGGCUCACUCAGCUAUGGCGUGCAUAUAGUAUCAUCCAGGAAAAGAAGCAGGAAGAGCCCGUCUUACAAGUGAAGAAUCGAUUGGGCGCUAGUUUGAUGUACGACUUCUUGUGGCAGUACAGAGAUCAUUGCGGUAUCCAAGCAAAUGGAGCAACAAUCGAUCGAAUUUCUAGUAGCACUACUCAUUCCUGCCCCCCGACAAUAGUGCCUGAUCCGAUGAUGAAUUGGGAGGGGCUUGAAGAUUUGGACUUGUGCUAUAACUUUUGAUCCUACGGGCCGUAAACGAUCUCAGCACCAGAAUGAUUAAAUUUGCAUCGAAGUUGAUAAUGUACAUUGGGAAUAGCUAUUUGGUCUCUACAAUCGUGC
Molecule: messenger RNA, 2048 nt
Organism: Cladophialophora immunda
Lineage: Eukaryota; Fungi; Ascomycota; Eurotiomycetes; Chaetothyriales; Herpotrichiellaceae
Exons: 6
Coding region: 927-1949 (340 amino acids)
Biological process (GO): DNA-templated transcription; regulation of DNA-templated transcription
Cellular component (GO): nucleus
Molecular function (GO): zinc ion binding; DNA-binding transcription factor activity, RNA polymerase II-specific; transcription cis-regulatory region binding
Source: RefSeq, a predicted model, not a curated record